Messenger RNA from Phytomonas sp. Hart1, 1364 nucleotides. The record is from the annotation of a GenBank genome assembly. Lineage: Eukaryota; Euglenozoa; Kinetoplastea; Trypanosomatida; Trypanosomatidae.
GAAAAUUUUAUAUAUAUAGACGAAACGCAAAUCGAAAAGUACUACCACAUUAGGCACAAUUCCUAGAAACAUAUCUGAGAGUUUUGGCAGGAAGAUCAACUAAACGCUUAGAUGCUCGUACCUCGGACUCACAGCCACCACGCCUAUGGCAAGGCCAAAGAAACCACUUGCGUCGAUUCCAUUGAAGAAAAAGUGCGGUCUGCAUACGAAUCGCAAGCAUCGGGCAUCAUCAUCCAGCACGAGCACAAUCUUCUAGAGCUUCCACCUUGUAUAAAAAUGCUAAGAAGUCAACUUGAGCUACUUAUUAUAGAUAAUAACUACAAUUUAAGACAUCUUCCCGGUUUUAUUGGGGAUUUCUUGCGUUUACGAGUUCUAGAUGCGAGUUAUUGCAGCAUCCAACACGUUGAUCCACGUUUAGGUUUCUUGUGUAGACUCGAGCAGCUCAACCUAUCCAAUAACAAGCUUGAGUAUUUGUCCAUUGAGGCGUCACGACUCAAAUCGUUGAGAAAGUUAAAUGUCGAAAAUAACAACAUGAAAGUAUUGCCAGGGGGACUACUUUUUUUGAAGCAUCUGGAGGAGUUGACGUUGGAGAAUAAUCCUUUUUACGAUCCGGUAGAAAUCGAAGGUGCGGCUGACGUGACGCUUGCCCCUAGUUUAUCGAUUGUUGAGUGCAUGAACUGCAGCAUCCCAACGCGAAACUACCGCACUUUCAUCUCCUUUCAUCGCCUUUGUCAGCAUGUGGAGUUGCCCUUUGUCUUUUAUUUGUGCUCCGAUGCCUGCCAAACGCAGAUGCGCGAUCGGCUGGAUCGCUAUAACGUGGCGCAACGCGCACGGCGUGAGAAGCAAUAGACCGAUUAAAAAAAAAAUGGGAAGACAUGGGCCCAUUUCCCUUUGCUUUAUGUAUGUUAGAAACCACAAGCUAGAAUGUGUAUAUGUACUGUGAAACGAGCGGGUGGGGGCUUGAACACUCCUCGAUUUUUCACCGCAGGUUUGAUUUGUAUUAAUGAAAUUAGACUGCUAUACAAACUACUACAUUAUUUUAUUGAUCAGCUGAUCCUUUUUAUUUCUAUGUAUAGUAUGCCUAAUUUUAUUAUCAUUCUGUUCCAUGAUCAUUUAAUUUAGUGAGCAAAUAAAAUCAAUAUAAGCCAGAGACUUUCUGAAGAUCAGUUUCUCUUUGUUAAAUGAAUGUUGAUAAGUAGUUAACAUUAGUCUCAAAUGGCUGUGAAUAAUACCUUCACAUUUUUUUAUUAAUAUUGGGUCCCUGAAUUGUGAAAGGACACCUUUGCAUUACAAAAGGUGUACAGAAGAGGCCUAACACGAGGGCAACAAACUAAAAUCUGAAGUUCACAUUACUUCAAUAGUAA